AAAAAAAAAAGUCCAUUUAAACCGGCCUCUUUUUCCUCGCUUCUUCUUCUUCUUCUCCGUGGCAUCUGAAAUCAUUUUUCGAAACUCAGAUGAGCAAAGCGGGCGGCGCCGGAAGCGGGCCGACGGCAGCGGCGGCGGCGGCGGCGGCGCAGAAGCAGAAAACGCUGCUGCAGCGCGUCGACGCCGACGUCGCCAACAUCGUCGACAACUUCUCCCUCCUCAUCAACGUCGCUAGGGUUAAUGAUCCGCCGUUCCGGAACUCGCAAGAAGCGUUUCAGAUGGAGAUGCGCGCGGCGAGAAUGGUUCAAGCUGCAGAUUCGCUGUUGAAGUUGGUGUCGGAGUUGAAACAGACGGCUAUAUUUUCGGGGUUUGCUUCUCUGAAUGAGAACGUGGAUAGGCGGAUCGAGGUGUUCAACCAGCAGGCAGAAAACACGGAGAAGCUGCUGGAGAGGAUUGCGGAGCAGGCUGCUGCGAGCCUCAAGGAGCUGGAGACUCAUUAUUACUCUUCAGUUGCGAGGACUCAUCAGCUCGAUGCAUAAGAAGGUUUAUAGUUUGGUGGCUGCACCAAAAGCUAUGGCUGGUGAUAGAAGUGCUGGGAGCCGAAGUCGAACUGCUUGUAAUUAUUUGACGCCAACACGAUACUCGUUUUUCGUCCCCUGACUGUUAUGUAUUGUUCUUGAGGACAUGUUAUUGAAAUAGUUAGGUGACCUUUUUUCAGUAAUUUUACAAAAUCGGAUGUAUCUCGAUUUUCAGCCAUUAGAUGUAAGACAUUGUAAAAUACUAUUAAUUUCCAUUUAGUUGAAUUUAGCAGCCAAGCAA
Molecule: messenger RNA, 819 nt
Organism: Ananas comosus (pineapple)
Lineage: Eukaryota; Viridiplantae; Streptophyta; Magnoliopsida; Poales; Bromeliaceae
Product: mediator of RNA polymerase II transcription subunit 22a-like
Exons: 4
Coding region: 90-539 (149 amino acids)
Biological process (GO): regulation of transcription by RNA polymerase II
Cellular component (GO): mediator complex
Molecular function (GO): transcription coregulator activity
Source: RefSeq, a predicted model, not a curated record